AUGGCGCAGAAGCGAAUCCAGGAACCUGGUACGCAGCAGCUCCCACGUAUCUUUCCUGAGGCGCCGGAUGCACUUCCCCGCAUCCUCGUGGUUAUGUCCAUCAGCUCCACCAUCCGUGCUAAACCAGCGACUCUUUCUUCUGUUCCUGAUGAGUCUCUAUUAUGGUCGGUCGUAUCCGUCGAUGGCGGCUUCCUACGGCGGCGACUGUAUUAA
Sparassis crispa is the source of this 213-nucleotide messenger RNA. RefSeq lists its product as hypothetical. Lineage: Eukaryota; Fungi; Basidiomycota; Agaricomycetes; Polyporales; Sparassidaceae. The record is from RefSeq and is a predicted model, not a curated record. The transcript has a single exon. Bases 1 to 213 code for a protein of 70 amino acids.